This is a messenger RNA of Caenorhabditis sp. 36 PRJEB53466, 2152 nucleotides long. The record is from the annotation of a GenBank genome assembly. NCBI's taxonomy places the organism in Eukaryota, Metazoa, Nematoda, Chromadorea, Rhabditida, Rhabditidae.
AUGCGCGACGACGUGGCAAAGGUGGCCGCCUCGACGAGCAUCCUCAUUCUCUCUUGGGUUGUCCUCUAUCAUUCAUGUCGCAGAGCUUCAACCGUCUAUUUUUUCGAGGUUUGUCAUUUUAUCCCUAGUUUUUUGACCGGUAGGCAUUUUUUGAAUUUGAAGCUCGACUCGACGACAGUUCUGUUCAUGGACAAAGUUCCCGCAAUACUUCUUCCGUUCAUUCUCUCCAUUGUUCUCUAUUUCGUCUACUUGGGUACCAAACGUAGUGCCGACAUCGAAAGAGAUCGACAGAUGGCGAAAGAAGCUGAAAAAGAGCUCAAGGUGAGUGGGAAGAAUCUCCUUAUUCUUUUUUGAUAGUGAGCCGUAUCCGUUUUUCUUGUCUUUUUCCCAAAGCGUUUACCACGCGGUUCUCUCGUCGAUGAUAAAUCACAAAAUGUGUCGAACGUGACAAACGGCCUUCGCCGUCUGAUAAUCGGACGGAAGAUAACCAACCAGUUCACUAGGGCGUCUCUUAAUUGAUCGAUCACUUUUUCUGUCCAUUUCAGGCGUCGUCCUCUUUCAAUUCGAGGAAAGUUUCCCGUGAAAUCAGUCGAAGAGCUUCCGUUUCUUUGGGGGAUGAACAGGCGGAACAGCAGCAGAGAAUCAGGAGUGAGAGCAGAACAAAAUAGAGAAAUAGACAACGCUCAAUUCAGGGUUGUUGUCUGAUAUUGAGGAGGCCGACAUCGAGAACACCGUGCGAAGUCACCGGAAACGAAUGGAAGAGGAGGAUCUUAUUGCUCCGAAGAUUGCGGAAGAGAGUGAUGAGGACGAGGCGCUGCCCCCAAGAAAACUGACGAAAUCCCGAUUCAUUGUGGAGAAUGCUGAGGGUGAAAACAAGUACAUCAUUCCUUCAGGUAUCCCUUUCUUGCAGCCUUCGAUUGUAAUUUGAACUCCUCUUUUUCAGAAUCCGCGCCGAGCACUCCAGUGGAACGGAGCCGUACCAAUUCGAAGACAAAACAAGAUCUUCUGGCGACGAAUAGGGGAUCGACCAACUGGAUUUCAGCCAGCCAGCGGUCCAGCCGAAAGUCGUCGCUCAGCGGAUCUCCCGACAAGGGCCAAAUCGUUUGGACGUGCGGGGACGAGCGCAAUGCGACCGCCGACAAGUGCGACAUCUACAAAAAAUUGGGCGAUGUGAGGAAGACUUCUUGCACACCAAAUGAAUGAGUUGACUCCUUUUUGCAGAUUGAUCUGUUUUCGUAUUCCCUGAGUGCUCUGAGUCUCCUUCCGAGCACAGAAGGCGGUCCGAGGGUCUACAUCCAGCUUGAGUGAGCUGUUUAAACGUCCUGCAUUUCACGAAUUCCCUUUCAGUCUUCUUGACAUCAUCGCCGAACUGUUCGCUAUCCACGUACCGAUCUGGGCUUCCGUCGCGUGCAUUCACAUCAUCCUUCUGGAGACGUUCAGCCAGAAUCUAUGUAAGCUACUCUCUUCCUUCCACCUCAAACUAACAUAACAAUUGUAGCUUUCUACUUCUAUUAUCACGAAGAAUCAAUGAUGUACGCGUCGUUGCUCGUCUCACUGGCUUUUGGAGUCUACCACGAAUUCUCUGGCAACUGGAUCUCGAAUGAUAUUCUCGCGUUCGCCUCCAUCUACGUCGUCUGCUCCAGAAUUCAAGCAGUCAGCUACCAGACCGCCAUCAUUCUCCUCGUCGGAAUGUCUCUUUUCGAUCUGUUCUUCUUCUACGUCGUCGACCUUCUCAGUUCGUUUUCCCUCGUCUUCUCAUCAUUGAUUUCAUAUUUUAGGUACGGUAACAAAAGAGAAUCGGGCUCCUCUCAUGAUUCUGGUCCCUCGUGAUCUGAAUGGAAACAAGCAGAGUUUGGCGGCACUCGACAUCAUGGUUCCUGGCAUUUUUCUAAAUGUCGUUCUCAAGUACAGUUCCAUGUACGAUACGAAUCUCUUUGCUAUAACUUUCACCGCCGUUUUCGCUUCUCUCGUUGUCACCGUCUUCUCUUCCAUUUGGAGGUACGUCUAUGGAUCUCUUGAAAUCCUUCAUACCAACAUUCUCAGGAACAAAACGACACCCGCGAUGGUCCUCCCUGCCCUUUCCGCCAUCGUCUUUUCAAUCGGAUUCGCGAAUCACGUGGAAGAUCUGUGGAAAUUCAUGAUAAAACAUUAA